This is a messenger RNA of Lytechinus pictus (painted urchin), 6216 nucleotides long. RefSeq names its product RING finger protein 44-like. The record is from RefSeq and is a predicted model, not a curated record. Gene Ontology annotation, biological process: protein ubiquitination. NCBI's taxonomy places the organism in Eukaryota, Metazoa, Echinodermata, Echinoidea, Temnopleuroida, Toxopneustidae. The transcript is spliced from 8 exons. Gene Ontology annotation, molecular function: ubiquitin protein ligase activity. Bases 931 to 2472 code for a protein of 513 amino acids.
GGCCUGCAUACAUAUAUCGCAAAGACUGGCCAUACUAUGCUGGGUGCCUACGCCUCCUUCCAUUGGUUCUACUACCCUCUCUUUCUCACUCACACACUAAUACCCAUGACAAACACGGGUCAAUGCCCCAUGCUGAUUCAACCCCGAGAUAAACUAAAUCCUCUUUCACUGCAAACACAGUGUUGUUGGGCCUUGCUUCUACUGUGUGGAGGCAAGCUUUGCUGGCAGGCCCGCCAUACAGGCGCGGGCAUUCAUUAGGGGGCGAGUUCGGCUUGGCUCACUGCAUGCAUACAUACAAGUGAGCUCUCAGCAAUCAUUCAGGUUAUAUGCUCUCUUCCCCGUUGCAACGCAGCAAUCGCUUCUCUGUGUGAAAGGCUUGUUGUGUGACUCUGUGCAGACUCUCUGUGUGUGCUGGAUAUGUGGAUAUAUUUUGUACAGCCAGCUACGUUGGGCCGCUGCCUGUAGAACUAAGUGGAUCGCAGUUUGGUCUGCAGAGGGAAUGCGUAUACGGAUUUGCUUGCAUUCUACACUACAGGAAGAAGUUUACUGUGGAUAUUUACAUAUAUAACUUUAUAUCCAGGCCGAUUGGAAUACAUUAAGCUAUGUAAAUCUGUUUGUAUGAUAAAAAGAAUCGCAAGAGGAUUGUUUUACAAUUGGAUUAGAGCAGAGUUUCACUUUUGGAAUAAGCCAAAGAAGAGAACAGAAAAGGCGCUCUGAGUUUCAUUACCGCAUUACAAACUGCAGGAAUAAACUAAGUCUCCAGGGAAAAACACGCAGUUAACAUUAAAGAGUUUUUUAAAGACUGAAUGAAUCAGGUUGCGGAAGUUUGCAAGGCAGGAUCAAUGAGUUACCAUAGUUUAUAAAGAAACGAUAUUAUUUUCAGUGAAGCUAGAAAGACAUAUAUGUGUCUUUAAUUUGAGGAUACCAUCCAUGGGCUGUCUUAGUGAUCGCAAAAGAGAAAAGAGUGAGAGUCCGAGUCGAAAGCGAAGAAGGAUGUCCCAAGGCCUGGUAGAGACUUCACCCAGUCCUCCCCUGGCCAGGCCCUGGCUAUCAGGCACCUCUAGCCAUCACCACCACCCGCACCACCCCUUCACCGGGGCAGGGGCGCAUCGAUCACCCCCUACCAACCACACCGUAGGGCCCCUUGAUUGGUGCAAUAAUCCAACCACCCAGAGGCCAGCUGGAAGAAUAAGUCCACCCACCACGAUGAGACGGCAGAGCCAGCGUCAGAGGGAGAGGUUACUGAGGAGUCGGAACCAGUCGUCGUCCAUUGGUGUGAUGAACGCCGCUGACCAACGGGCCUUUCAUCCUCCUAACCCCCCUCCCCACCCUGGGGUGCUGUCUCACGGGAACCAUGGGGCGCAUCAUCAAGGUGUUCCGUUUCAACCUCAGCUCAUCAUUGAUCUCAGUAAUGAGGUCUCUGUACCAAGCAGUGUACCCCUGUCCAUUCCAAUGUCAGUCCCAACCUUUGCGGUGCCUGUAUGCACCGGCCAUACCACCAUGCCGACAUGCAGCAGCCAGUCAAUCCACUACCCAUCGCCCCUCUUCGCCGGUGGAGUGCCGCCCCACCAUCAGACAGUACCCUCCCACAUCCCCAUGUGCAACGUGGGCCACCUGCCAGUGUGUGGUAUCCACAUACCCACCUGCCACGGUCACCAUAUGCCAGUCUCGCAGGGGACCCAGACCACCCUCUUGCAACAGCAACAGGAAGCACUCCUGGGGCACCUCCAAGUAGCAGCGGCAGCACAACAGCACCCUGCGGCACACCACCACCACCAUCAUCAUCACAUGCCCACGGCACAGGUGCAGUACAUUCCCUCAGCACCACAUCAUCAGCAGCACCACCAGCGUACUGGUGAAGUGGAUCACCUGAUGAACGAGAGUCCAGCAGCAUUCCAUGUGCCUUCAUCCACCCAUCCUAAUCCUCCAUUCUCAUCUAGUUCCCUCCACAUCAUCCCCGAUCCCUACCUGAGAACCUCAGCAGAUGUCCAUCAACUGUUCACCUACCCUCGAUUCAACAGCAUGGGACGUCACCAACGGAGACCAAUGCCACGCCCACUCAGGCCCCCACCCGCAGCCCUCCAGCCACUUCUGUUCAGAUAUCUACUGCCCAGUCCCCAGGUGACUCAGGGUUUCCCUGUUGAGCUGGAGCCCGAUGAUGCCGAAGUAGAGAAUUACGAAGCCCUUCUGAACCUAGCCGAAAGACUCGGGGAGGCCAAGCCAAGGGGGUUGAGCAAAGCGAAUAUCGAUCAGCUACCUUCGUAUCGCUACAACCCGGAGACACCCCGAACCAUUAAUGACCAAACAUGCUGUGUGGUAUGCAUGAGUGAUUUUGAGACCAGACAGACCCUACGCGUUCUGCCAUGCAGUCACGAGUUCCAUGCCCGCUGUGUUGAUAAGUGGCUCAAGAGCAACAGGACCUGCCCCAUCUGCCGCGCCGAUGCCUCCGAGAUCAACAGCCAAUCGAGUUAGAGGAUCAUGCCAAACAAUCCAACACACCGGUAGACAUGGAUGAACUGCAAGAUUGUGAGAUGACCCAUCAUGUGAUACGUCGUCUACCAAUCAUUGGCUUCCUUUGCAUGAAGGAAGAGUCAAGACCUUGUCGGUGCAGCCUGUCGAAGGUGUAGUCUUCGAGGCUUCCUGGAAGCAUCAUCCAGAGUCACUACUAAAAGAUCAAAGUCUUGUUUAUUUCUAUAUAUUUCAGGGAUAUUUACUAAUUCUUUUCUUCUCUUUAAUACUCACUCGCUUUUGAGAUUAGAAUUAUUUUAUUUGUGAUGUAUGCGGUUUGAAUAUGCACUUUUAUGCAGAUUAUUAUUAGAGUUGUUGUUUUGAAGAAAAGAAAAUCUUACAAAGUAAUCUUGCUUGCGGUUUUACAUGUACCUCAGAAAGUAUGUAACCUUGUAUGUAGAGUUUACCUUCACUCUCCUAUAUCAUGCUAGUACUCUAUACCUAAUAUUUAACAAUCAUUUGUAGAGCAAAAAGCAUGGUACACCCAAGCAACUCGAGCGUAGCAAUAAACUUAGUUGUAGCUAGUGUAUUGGAUGAAAUAUAGCAUGGUAUUUCAAACAGCACUGUGGUCUCGUCAAAGCUUUCUCCUUUGUCGUGAUCAGUUUCUUAUCAGUACAGCUUUUUCAAUCCUCUGUUGUGAGGUUCGAUUUAUUUUUAAACUGCAAUAAAUUUGUUCCUUCAAAAAUGUCAUCGUUAUGGCUAUAUUUCGCAUUAAUGAAAAAAUACCCUUUGGUCCAUGCAUUAUUUUUUUCUCUCCUUCUGUUCUUUCUAUUUGUAACUUUCUCAUCUAGAUUAAUCGUGCAAUCUAUACUCAUGCUUUUGUUUUAAUUGAAUUUUAGCUUCUCUGUACAUUCUAAUUUGAGUAUGACGUUCAUACUUUCAUCAAAGAUUUAUGAUUGAAACCUUGCUAUUUGUAUGCUUUCUAGAAAGAUAUUUCCUAUUUUAUUUAUCAGCAAAGACUGCAAAUCAUGUGGCAUUUACUUAAUCCUGGUGUAUUCAUAUAUUAUUAGUUGAUUUAUGUUGAUGUUUUGUUAUAUUUCCGUGUACUACUGCUGCCAUUUCAUUUUUUAAUCCAGUUUUCUGAGCCAUUAUAACAUGAUAUAUGUAAUAUUAUUUAUACUGUUCCUUUAAUUCUUCAAAAUUCAACUGACAUUGAUAAUAUGGAAGAAGUGCUGAAAUAUUUUCAAAUUGGUAAACUCCUCUGCACAGUGAUAUUCACUGAUGGUACAAAAUAAUAACAACUUUUAAAAUCAGACGGUAUUUAGGAGACAAACUUCCACAAAUUCAAGAAAUUUUUUGAAGAUAUGGUAGCAAAUUCCAUAGCUGCCCACUCUGGCUUUUAAACACAAUGCUUAUUCAUUCUUCCACGAUCUUGCUAUUCUCUCUCUCUCUCUGUCAUUAUGUAGGCUGGCAGUACAGGAUGUUGCCAAUUUGAUUAAAUUUGCUCAGGAUUUGUCGCUCCAACUCCCCUAACGAUGUCACUCUUAACAGCUUUUUUUCGCUCAGGGAUAAACAGAAUUACAAAUUGUUUACAGUGCUUACUUCGAUUAGUGUUGCCCCUAUUCGAUCCACAAUCUACAGUUCCCGUGGCAACAAUUGUUUAUCAUAUGUGCAUUUAUUAAUAGAAUUAAUUCUUUUUUUUCUUGAUAUUUUCCCUCCAUUCUCUUUAACAGUGCCUUAUAGGUUUUUAUUUUGUUCCUUUCCUUUAUACGUCCACUGUCGUUCCUCCUUUUCCUAUUGUUGUGAGGUAUAAUUAGAGUGUCUUCAUUCGAUAUGGCAAGUAGUUGCAGCUAUGGUGUACUUACUUUUUAUAUUCACGUUACACUUUCAUAGAUCACGUUUGAUUGUCAUAUUAGUCUUAUUUUGAUAAUGUUUUUUAUAAUUAGGUCAUGUUGUGUAACCCGUCUUAAUUUCUUUAAUGUUGCCAUUAUUGUAUUACCAAACUUAGCUUGCUUAAUUCACUUUUUAUUUACCCAGUUUGCAAUAUUUAUUCCUCAAAGAAAUCAUUUUUGGUUUGUUCCUUGGUUUAUUUUUUUGUCAUUUUGCAACUAAUACUACUUCUAUUGAAUGCGAAAAGAAAGACCAUUUCCUUUUCAUGUAUCUCAUUUCAAAAUUUUAUUUUCUUACACAUGUUCAGUUAUUAUUAUUGAUUGUGAAAUCUUUGAAGUCAUGUGACCAAGGAGCUUUUUUAAUAGUUGGCAAUAUGCAAUAGUGUAUUCUGCUAUGUGGUGCUUUCUUAGGAAAAAGAAACUGGGAUAUAGGAAAGCUGCGUAGAACAGAUUUCCACAUUUUCAUGCAAAUAUUUUACAUGUCAAAGUGUUCUCAUUCUCAGCAAACCUUAGUGAGUAAGUGAUUUUUUUGUGGUUAGGGCCAGAUUGAAAAGGAGAUCAUUGGCUUAUAAAAAAAACGCAUCAUUCUGAGAUUUAUAUUUGUAUCUGAAUCUGCAAUCUGCUUUACUGGAAAACUACACAUUUAGCAGUAGUUGUCACGGCGAUUAUUGAUCCAUUCAUUGUCUUGAGAUACAAAUCUUGAUAUGUUACUACUUUGUUCUAAAAAAAACCCCAAAUAUGUACAGUAUCGUCCACUAGAUCCACAUUAAACAGCAUUUUGCACCAGAAAAAAUGUAUAAUCACCCUGUUUUUCUGUUGGAAUGAUUGGAAUAGCUCAAAGUACUUGUCCAUCCUUAUAAAAGUUGCGAUGCAUAUUCUGACACAGUUCACCAGCCUUGAAAACAUUUAAUAUCUUUUUCUUUUUUUUUUGGUAAAAUACCUGUUACAGUAUUGAACUUCAAAGAAUUCAUCUGCUGGCAAUCCAUCUGCAUGAAUUAACCCCCACUCCACCCUACCCUGCCCCCCCCCCCCUUGAAGUAAAGUUCUAUACUCUUUACAUUAACUUGCAUGAUUACCUCCUAUAAAUAUCAGAUGCAAUGCUCCCAGUUCAGGUCUGGUGUAGUUUUGAGGUGUGUAUGUAGUAAGUCGCACUGUUAUAUGCUUCCUAAAGUCCUGAUUCGAAUCAGUGUCAACCUCGUGAAUGCAAUUUUGAUAGCAAGAAUGGAUUUCAAUUAAUUUGUAAAAAAAAAAUGUACCAAAAUGCAAAUCAAAUUCUCUUGUGUUACCCAUAUUGUUUUGUCGUUGUUAAAUUUAUCUCAUGAAAGCGUGUGCCUAGUCUUUUUGAAGAGUUAGUCGAUAGAUUUAGUUAGAUGAGUUUGUAAGACUCAUUUGGGCGUGAAUGUAACGAUUUCUGGGUUUUGUAUAAUCAGGCUUUGUUGUGUAUACUUGCUUACGUUAGACCUCACCAAAUGGUUAUUCGCUUUUAUAGCUGCAGCGUUCAGUGUAAAGACUCAUACACAGUAUUUUAUAUCAUCGUACCUCUUUAGGAUAGUAUGUUAAAUCAUAUUUCUUGCGAUAUCAUCAGAAAAUGUAAGAAACUAUUGUUACUGAUGGUCUAUUUAUUGUUAGCCGUGGAUUUGUUAACUGCAUAAUCUUUUUAUGGUGGAUAAGAAAGUCUUACCAUUUCCAUUUGAUGGCAUAUUAAUUUGCCGUGUUCUUUAACAACAAACAUUAUGAAUAAUCAUCUUCAAAUUUUUUACAGUGGAAUUCUGUCUUAUUGGAUAUUUAGUAUACAUCGUUAACAAUAGGAUAGGUGGAUUUGUGCUCUGGAAAAUUGUGGUUGGAAAAAAAUAAUAAAAAUGGUAGUUUAAAAAAAAGA